GAUUUCUAGUCUUGUACUGAGUUUUUGCUGGUUCGGCCUUGCGGAGCCAAAUGGAUUUGAUUAGUGGUUGGGGGUUGAGGUUAAGCUCUGGUGUGAUUCCCCCAGCACCGCUUAACAUUACUCACACUAGCACUAGGACUAGCUUCUAUAUCCCUCUUCCCUCAACCAGAAAAUUCGCUUUUCAUUUUUGCACAUCUCCGUAUUACGCUGCUCCAACUAGAAAACCUCUAAUCCCAAUUCCACGUGGCAAACGGAGAAACUCUGAUUCAGAGCCAGUUCUAGAUCCCACCCUUGUCCAAGAAGUAUCGUUCGAUGAUGAAGAAGAAGAAGAUCUCAUUGACGAAUUUGAAUUGGAAUACGAGGUGGAUGAUGAUGAAGACGGUGUUGGUGGCGGUGACGAAACUUUCGACGAAGAGGAGGAAUAUGAAGACGAGGAUGGUGUGCCCUAUGCAGGUGAUGGCGGAGCAGGUGGUGGAAUCUCCCUCGCCGGAACAUGGUGGGAUAAAAAAGCAUUAGCCAUUGCUAAAGAGGUUACUGUGUCUUUCGAUGGUGACUUGCAAAUUUAUGCUUUUAAAACGUUGGUCAAUUCCACCAUUCAAGUGCGAAUUGAGAAGCUUUCCAAUAAGUCUGGUUCUCCCAGCAUGGAAGAUAUUGAAGCCUUUUCUACAACCUAUAGAGCAAAAUUGGAUGAAGCGGAAAUUGCCAAAUUUGUUCCUGACAACCUAAGUUUAGAGGUGUCUUCUCCGGGUGUUGAAAGAAUAGUGCGGAUUCCAGAUGACCUGGAUCGAUUCAAGGAACGACCUAUGUAUGUGAAAUAUACGAUUAAUGAUGAUUCAAAUAAUCCAUCUGCUGAAGGUGAUGGUGUCUUCAAGCUUGAAUCCUUUGACAUGGAAACAAAAUGUUGCACCUGGGGUUUAGCAGACGUGAAAGUCAACAGACAGAAAGCAGGGAAAGGAAGACCACUGAGUAAAAAGCAAAGAGAAUGGCGUUUAAGCACUCCUUUUGAUUCCUUACGUUUUGUACGGUUGCACUCUGAUAUUUAAACAAUUCAUUUUCCCCGAAAGUUGAUGAUUGGAUCUCCAUCUUUCCCCCGUAUACGUGUCUGUGUAUGUAUAUACACGCACACAAGGAACUGCAUGUGUAAAUAUAAUUAGUAGGAGAACAAUUAAGUAGUUAACAGUAACAUUUGUUAUUACGAGUUUACCUCAAUUUUUUGCACUUUUGAAAUUAACUAUGAUAUUGGGGGUGGCAAUCCUUCUUUC
Abrus precatorius (Indian licorice) is the source of this 1262-nucleotide messenger RNA. RefSeq lists its product as uncharacterized. The transcript is spliced from 5 exons. Gene Ontology annotation, biological process: ribosomal small subunit biogenesis. Bases 51 to 1043 code for a protein of 330 amino acids. The record is from RefSeq and is a predicted model, not a curated record. NCBI's taxonomy places the organism in Eukaryota, Viridiplantae, Streptophyta, Magnoliopsida, Fabales, Fabaceae.